Naumovozyma castellii is the source of this 3435-nucleotide messenger RNA. RefSeq lists its product as uncharacterized. The transcript has a single exon. Bases 1 to 3435 code for a protein of 1144 amino acids. The record is from RefSeq and is a predicted model, not a curated record. Lineage: Eukaryota; Fungi; Ascomycota; Saccharomycetes; Saccharomycetales; Saccharomycetaceae.
AUGCUUAAAAGAUCAUUCGAGUCUGAGACACAAUUAAAAGCACCAGAUAAUUUAAGACUAUGCCUCACUAGACAUUCCUUUCAGGAUUCUGAAUGCGUAUCUUACGCUACUGUAUUACCAUCUUUGAAGAAGAAGCAUAGAUAUUACUUGUUUGGCACAAGUGAUGUUUUCACAAUUGAUCAUCUUAGUGAAGAUUCUAUAAAGCUACAAAAAAAUACGCGAGCAGUAAGAGCCGCACACUGUUUAAAGGCAAUAUCUACUAAAAGAGGUUUCAUUGUGAUAAAUAAAAAAGAUAAUUGCAUAUCUCUCUAUGCUGAAGAGAAUGAAGAUCUAAGGCUAACCUCUAACAAACUGUGUUUUAGCAGUGACAAAAAUAUACCUGAAGGGAUGCAUUGGAUGCUGAAAACUAUUGAUGAAAAUAGCUUUCUAUAUGCAUAUGACAAGCACAUUAUAAGAAUAUGCAAAAGCUUUCCAUAUUUUAAGCAAGAAGAUUUUAUUGAUACAUGUCCAAUUGUCUAUCGUUUAGGAUUUAAUUCAGAAAUACUCCAUUUUGAAGUAGUUGCAGGCAAAACGUUGGUUAUCUUAUUCAGAUCUACUACAACAGGUUAUUUUGGAAUUGAGUAUCUGUCUCUCAAAAACGGAAUCAGUGAUUGUAAUUCAGUUAAGAAAUACAUCCUAGGACAAAUGGAAGAUACGACUAAAUUACGGAUAAGGAAGGUUUACAAAGAUCAUUUAUUGUGUCUUGAUUGUAAUUACAUCUGGAUAUGUAAGGUUGGUCGGGCACCAAAACGAUUUAAUCUUAAUCUUCCAACUGACAUUGGAAAAAUUAUUCAGGAGUAUGAGGUCGAAAACCCUCCUAAAUCCAAAAUACUUUUAAAACUAUCGUUUUUCACUUCAUUUGGGUAUCUAGUUGUGAUAAAUGUAAAUACUGAAAUCCCAAAAUCUAAACACACUUUGAACAAGGAGAUAAUACGAACCGCAAUUGCUGUAGAUCAUUUGAAGGAUGGAGUGGAGAUUAGGUACAUACGGAAAAUUAAUAAAAGAAUAGAUCUUUGCGUAUUUUCCAACGGACAGUGCUCCACAUAUUCGCGUAAAACAGAUAAACACACCCUACACCGAGUUGUUGAAAGCAAUAAAAUGUAUCUAGAUUCACAUGCUAUUGAUUAUGGUGGGUCAGACUUUGACUCAAUAAUUUCUUGUGGCUUUUCUUCAAAAGAUUGCGGGUUUAUUGAAAAGAGAACAUGCCGUUGGGAAGGCCAUGAAUUUACUAUUUUGAACUCGUAUAAACUUCCCCAUGAACCGAUACUAGAGAUGCAAGUAUCCCGUGAUUAUCGGAUAACCUAUAAAUUUGAAAAUGCGAAGUAUGAGGUACCGACACGAAUUGAUGACCCCAACACAAUUGCACAAAUUUCCUCAGAGUUAGAAAUUACAACUACUGAACAGGUAAACGAAUUGUACGACCUUUUUAGCAUUGAUAGAACCUCGUCGGGUAGAAAAAUUGUUUCCAUUUCAAAAAUAGCAACUCCCAGAGGAGAAUCUGGUUGUCAGCCUCCCUCUUCUUCCUAUGUUUUUCUUUUAAUAAAUACAAAAAUGUCUACUGGAGAUUGUAACAAUAUUAUUGGAAUUGAAAAUAAUGAAAGGAAUGGACUGCCAACGAUUCUUUGGAAUGUAUCAAUUGCUGGAUUAGACACAAUGUCGCUGGUUGGAGCAGCACAACGAAGAAGUGGCAGUAAAGUCAAAUACUUUACUUAUUUAUAUCAUGAUGAUCAAAUCACUCUAUUUCAUGAUAAUGUGAAAGAAUACGUGUUGGAACUUCCGACAAGUGCCUGUGUAACGAAACUUCUGGUGCUAACUAAUCAUGAUUCUGAGCUGAAUACGGAUGUGGUUUUUGUGGUUUUGUUGUUUUCUGAUGGAUGUAUCCAAAUUUAUUCUGAAGACUUAAGAGAAUCAUUUUUAAAGAUACAAUUAAAUGACGCAAGUCCUAUUCAGUUCUUGGGACGUGGUAUUGAAGUAUUUGAUUAUUGCCUACUCUUUAAUAGAGAGACCAUUGUACUGUUGAAUUUGCACACUUUUGAGUAUAGUACCUUUUCUCUUGGCUUAAACAUUCGUUCCAUUGUUAAGUUUGGCAAAGUUAUUGAAGAAUUAAAAUUUGUCAUUUUGGAUAAUAGUUCGAACAUUUACGAAAUAGAACUUCCGCCUAUUGAUAGGAAAGUGCACGUCAAAAUUGUUCCUCAAACUUCUAAAUUACCCCUCAAAAUGUCGCUGUUACAUAGUUCUCAUAGUCUUUCCAUAAUUCUCUCGAAGACACCAAAGCGAUACGUGCUUCAACUUUUCAAUUAUUCCACCAUGAAGACUAUUCAUCAAUUUCAAUUAUGUCGUUGGGAUUCUCAAACAAAUUCUCAUACUAUUUUAAAGCCUUUUUGUGAGAAGACCUCAACUUCAUCUCAUUGGAAAGGAUUUGCAUUACGUCAGGUGUUUAUCUUGUUUUACAUUAAGAGUAAUUCUUCCCCCAUUUUCAAUCUUGUUCGAGUCAGAGAUAACAAAUUAAACAUUCUACAAAGUGGCAAAUUGGGUGGUCUUGUCACGUCGAUCGCCGUAGAUCCUAGCAUGUCGCAUGUUUUCUUCCUUGGUGAUAUAGAGGAAAAAUUUGAAAUUGUAUUUGAUCGUACUGACGGUAACCCACAAUUACGACUUAUAAGUACAGUUCGGAAUAAAGAUGGGUUCAUAUCUGGUGCGUUCUUCAAAGACGACAAACUUAUCAGAGUGCAUCCAUUUUUUGAAUUUCAUAAAGGGAAGAGGGAUACUGAAAUACAAGAUGAACAAGACAAAUGGGAAGCGACAAUUAGUAAUAUCUGUUAUGAUUAUUUUGGGGUAACCAACAUCGUUACCAAGUUUGUUCCUAAUGAUAUAUUUUCAAAAAAUGAUAUGCAGCUCACUGGAAACAGAGUACGAGAACUAGAUAUCUUUAGAAAUUUAACAAGGAAAGGUGUCCAUUAUGGAGGUCGUUUGUACCGAGCCAUGUCAGAUGCGGAAAAUAUUCUUUAUUUAUUUGCAGAGAAUACCGAAGUGGAAGGUUCAAACAACGGAAUUAUCUCCCCCUUCGUUAAACACAAGAUACCAGGUUUGGUUCUUAAUAUAUCAUCAGUAGGUCCUACUUUUGAAAAUAUGCAAAAGAUUAACGGAUCCAGAGGAGGAAGAUCAAGGUCACAUGUUCCAUUAUUCAUUGUGUCAUGCGCUGAUGGUUUAGUGUAUAUUAUAUCGGUAUGCACGGAUCGAUAUAUGAUUAAGAAAUAUGAGGAAUCAAGUAAAAAAGGGCGUUCAUUGCAAAUACCCAAUACAGAGUCUAUUUUCAUUGAAAAUACAUUCCCCUCGGGUGACAUGAGAGAUACACGGAUCGGGUUUUUUGAUGGAGAUGAUUAUGAAUCACAUCACUAA